GGGGGCGGUAGCAGCUGGCAACCCCGCUGUCACGAUCGUGAGGGUCGCGGGGCACAGAGGCGACUUCCAGUCGCUCUCUGGCCAGCCACCGAAGCCGAGAGAGCUGCCGAUGGGUGAGGAGGGGGCAGCAAGCUUUCGGUCUCUCCGGCCCUGAAUGCUUUCACUCGGCUGCUGCCGCUGGGGCCGCUUUGGUGCCUCAGAACUCUGAGACCAGACGCUGAAGGAGAGCAAGGACGCUGCAAACUUGCGCGGCGGCAGCCUGAGCGUCCGUUCCUCAGCGCGGUCUCGGUUUAGGUCCAGAAGUUCAGUGAGUAGUGCAAUCGGAAGACUUCCCACUGCAGAGGGUCGCAGGAGGGUGCGCGCGAAAGCAGCUGUUGCCCUCGGUUCCCUUUCAAGAGGAGGAAGAGGAGCUCAGAGGAGCCGAAGGCAGCUCAGGAGGCGGACCGGACAACAGACCAGCUCGGAGCCACCUUUCACAGUAGGAAAGUUGCAGAGGAUUGAAGGCCGCGCAAGAGAGGACAGACCACAGCUCAGGCCGCGGGGGGCAGGAGAGGACGGUACCCAGUUGCCAUCUCGCUUUAACCAUAGUCGUCUCUCUCAUUCCAGGCGCAGUGAGCUGCAAAACCCGGGGCGCGGCACUCCGCGAGGCGGGCGAGAGACACAAGGUCCCAGCUGCUGAGCCCUUUGCGCUUCAGGGUCUCUUGACACGCCCCUGAGCUUCCAGCCCCGUUUUACUGAGAUUACUGCUUGCCUCCUUGCAGUUGGAGGAAAGAGAAUCGAGUGCACAAACCCCCGAGAUCAGGUGGAAGGAGCGGCUCAGGAUCAACACUGUUCGGAGCCCCUUCCCCAUUUAAGGGAAGCGGAGGGCGAGGCUGGAUCUGGGAGAGUCGGGAGAUAGUAUAAACAACCCCUCUCUGACGGGAUGGGAGCCAUAGGGCUUCUAUGGCCGCUGCUGCUGCUGCUGCUUUUAGCGGCAGCCUCGGGUUCCGGGACUGGGACAGAAACCGGCCAGCGCGUGGUCUCACCGGCCAUGGGGCCGGCACUGCAACCCCGGGAGCCGCUUAGCUACUCGCGCUUGCAGAGGAAGAGCCUGGCGGUGGACUUUGUGGUGCCCUCGCUCUUUCGCGUCUAUGCCCGGGACCUGCUGCUGCCGCCGUUGUCCCCCUCAGAACCGAGGGCUGGCCGGCUGGAGGCACGCGGCUCUCUGGUUCUCGACUGCGCCCCACUGCUUAGGCUGGUGGGGCCUUCACCCGAGGUCUCCUGGACAGCAGGUGCCAGCUCUCCCGCCCCGGCCCAGGCACGGACGCUGUCCAGGGUGCUGAAGGGAGGCUCUAUUCGCAAGCUCCGGCGCGCCAAGCAGCUGGUGCUGGAGCUCGGAGAGGAAGCGAUCCUUGAGGGCUGUGUAGGGCCCCCCGAGGAGACGACGGUGGGGCUGCUCCAGUUCAACCUCAGUGAGCUGUUCAGCUGGUGGAUUCGCCACGGCGAAGGGCGGCUGAGGAUCCGCCUGAUGCCCGAGAAGAAGGCGUCGGAAGUGGGCAGAGAGGGAAGGCUGUCCGCUGCGAUCCGCGCCUCACAGCCCCGCCUUCUCUUCCAGAUCUUGGAGACCAGGACCGGUUACAUCUCCUUGGAGUCACCGACAAACCUACCUUCCCUUCCUCCUGAUUCUUUUGCAUGGAAUCUGACCUGGAUAAUGAAAGAUUCCUUCCCUUUCCUGUCUCAUCGCAGCCGAUAUGGUCUGGAAUGCAGCUUUGACUUCCCCUGUGAGCUGGAGUAUUCCCCUCCACUGCAUAACCGAGGGAACCAGAGCUGGUCCUGGCGCCGCGUCCCCUCUGAGGAGGCCUCCCAGAUGGACCUGUUGGAUGGGCCCGAGACAGAGCAUUCCAAGGAGAUGCCCAGAGAUAAAACACUGGAGACCCAGUUAAAUUUAAGCUUCAAGUGA
Messenger RNA from Phacochoerus africanus (Common warthog), 1939 nucleotides. RefSeq names its product ALK tyrosine kinase receptor-like. The record is from RefSeq and is a predicted model, not a curated record. The transcript is spliced from 4 exons. NCBI's taxonomy places the organism in Eukaryota, Metazoa, Chordata, Mammalia, Artiodactyla, Suidae. The coding region runs from base 923 to 1939 and encodes 338 amino acids.